GCUCGAUGCAAAUGCCGAGACCUUCCUUUCCCUGAGCUCCAGAAAUUCUAGACGCAUUGCCGCCGCUGCAAUGGCCGUCAAACGUAAAAAUGUUAGUGCAGAUAAUGCCGGGUCCAAGAGGAAGUUUCGUCGAGCGAUCGACGAUGAAGAAGACGAGGCUUAUGGGAGUGAUACCGCGUCACAACAACAUGAUUCAAAAGUCGGUGACCUACCCGUACCCAAGGUCAACGACGAAGUUGCCGCCUUCACUGAAAACGGCAAUGUGAGGGCCUGGAGCGAGGCUAGGCGCGAGUGGAACAAAGUCUGCCCCGUCGAAGGCUGUGGAAGACGCUUCAAUCGACCGUGUCGCCUGGAGCAGCACAUGCUUACCCACUCAAAGGAGCGUCCCUUCUCCUGUCCCUAUGGCGACUGCGACAAGACUUUUACCCGUAAGGACCAUGUGGAUCGCCAUACGAAGGCGGCCCACAGUAACGCUGAGCGCUCUUUUGUAUGUGACAGGUCAGAAUGUGGGAAGACGUUCACGAACAAAGAACGGCUCGUUCGACACCAGAACACCCACGAGGCUAGACUCCGCUGUGUAGGUUACCCUCCAUGCGAGCAGGAAUUCAGAAAGAAGGACACUCUGCAGAGACAUAUCAGAGCUGAGCACCUGGGGUUGAAGCCAUUUGCGUGUGAUCACGUUGACGACGAUACCGGGAAGCGUUGCACCGCAGCCUUCGACUUGAAGCCUGCACUCAAGAGGCACAUUGAAAACUGCCAUGGAGAUGGAGAACUCCGAUUUUCGUGCGGUAUUUGCAUAACUUCAGCUGGCGGAGAACCCGUUGAGACGGAAGCGAUGGGGGUAGUGAUUCUGCCGAAAGAACCUAUUGCAUUUCGGACGCAACCCGAACUCAGGGAUCACUUCCGCAAUUGUCACCCACCUACGUGCCAGCAUUGUGGUAAGAAGUGUACCACGGAACACGGUUUGCGUGCGCAUAUCGAUGUAGCACACGAGACACCUGAGGGUGGAUUAUACCAGUACCCUUGCCCUAAGCCAGGCUGCAAUCGAUCCUUCAAUCGGCGCGGAAACUUGAAGGUCCAUAUCAAGUGCGUACAUGACAAUCUGAGGAACUGGAUCUGCGGCUCCUUCGAUGCAUCGACAUCCAAUGUUCCAGAGGUUCAGGCUUGGGAUGGGAAGAAUUCUUGCGAUUUCGCAACCACAUGCAAGAGCACUCUGGAACAGCACAUUAGAACGCAACAUCUCAACUCCCAGAACCGCAAGAACACCCGAAGGGCUGCGAAGGAAGCAAAGAAGAAGAAUAUGGAGUCAAGAAAAGCCACACGAACCAAGAAACAAGAGUUUGACGAGUCAAUGCUCGGACUUCUGACUGGUGUUGGAUACGACGAGGGUAGGCCGGUUGCAUGCUUCGUUUCAGACUGCAAUCGACGCUUUACGAUGGACCGGGAUCUUCGCCGGCAUCUUCGCGGCGUCGAUCAUAAAUUGUCAGAUGAGGAGAUCGAGGAACGGAUUGCGGAACGAGACGCGCUCCAAGGUGGUCCUUUCUGGAUUGGAGGUCUCGAUGGGGAUGAUAUGCUCAGUCACCCUUUCGACCCAACUUUGUCACAGUAUCAGAGCCCUUACAUGACACCAAGCCUUUCCCAAAGCCAGACACCCUACCUGGAUCCGGAUCUAUCCCAGAGUCAG
This is a messenger RNA of Lindgomyces ingoldianus, 1684 nucleotides long. RefSeq lists its product as uncharacterized. The transcript is spliced from 2 exons. Gene Ontology annotation, biological process: regulation of DNA-templated transcription. The record is from RefSeq and is a predicted model, not a curated record. Lineage: Eukaryota; Fungi; Ascomycota; Dothideomycetes; Pleosporales; Lindgomycetaceae. The annotation marks the transcript as partial. Gene Ontology annotation, molecular function: DNA-binding transcription factor activity, RNA polymerase II-specific; RNA polymerase II cis-regulatory region sequence-specific DNA binding.